Molecule: messenger RNA, 2547 nt
Organism: Xenopus tropicalis (tropical clawed frog)
Lineage: Eukaryota; Metazoa; Chordata; Amphibia; Anura; Pipidae
Exons: 2
Coding region: 29-1654 (541 amino acids)
Molecular function (GO): GTP binding
Source: RefSeq, a predicted model, not a curated record
AGAUACACAGAGGAAUCCUGGGGAGAAGAUGGCUUCAUCCAAGCAAAAAAUGGAAUCAGAUGAAAAACAGAAAGGAACAGCAGCAUCUGGCAAAGAAAGUAAGGCAGGCCUUCUUUCGAAAUAUAUUAAGCCCUCGAUUCAGCAAAGAGAAAGUGAUCUCACAGUUUAUGAUCUGGAGUCAUCAAACAUUCUUUCAGAAGGAAAGUAUAAAAAAAUGCAAUUUGGAGUUGAAAACCCACACAAAGCCAAUAAAGUGAUUGUGAUGGUGGGAGAGACGGGAUCAGGCAAAACAACUCUCAUCAACUCUCUGAUAAACUGCAUCCUGGGAGUGGGAUGGGAAGAUAAAUACAGAUACAGGCUUAUUGAGGAAAAUACAGGUAAAUCUAAAACCCAAAGUCAGACGUCUCACGUCACCAUUUACCAGAUACAUCACAUGGAAGGAUUCACCAUCCCAUAUUCCCUGACAAUCCUUGAUACCCCAGGGUCUGGCUCUACAGAGGGUAUUGAUCAGGACAGACUUAUAGCUCAGCAACUGAAGGAUUGUUUUAACCCACACUGGGGAGUUGACAGAAUUGAUGCCAUUUGCUUUGUGGUUAAGGCCUCAGUCACUCGUUUGACAACAAUGCAGAGAUAUGUGUUUGAUUCCAUUAUCUCCCUGUUUGGGAAAGAUAUAAAACAUAAUAUUCUAAUCUGUGUUACGUUUGCUGAUCACACUAAGCCACAAGUUAUACAGGCGCUACUAGAUGCACAAGUGCCAUGUGCUAAAGAAGGCAAUGAUCCAUUGUACUUCAAAUUCAGCAACUCUGAUCUAUACACCAAACGAUCAGGUGAGGACGAAGAUGAUGUUGCAUUAGCCAAAAUAUUCUACAAAAUGGGGAGAAACAGUUCAACAAAUCUGUUCAUGACACUGGGAGAAAUGACCUCACAGAGUCUUUAUAUGACCAAAGAAGUGUUAAAGGAAAGGGAAAUCCUUGAAAUUACAAUGGAAGGGCUGCUGCCGAGAAUCCAGGAGGCCGCAUUAAAGCAACAUGAGCUGGAAAAAACUGAGCGGAUCCUACAGCAACAUGAAGAUGAUAUUAGAAACAAUAGAAAUUUUGAGUAUGAAGAACAAGAAACCAUAAAGGAAAAAAAAUAUGGUAAGGAAAAUGCAAUUAAUUGCCAUAAGUGUGAAAUGACUUGCCAUCACCCCUGCCGGGUCCCAUUUGAUCAUGUGACUGCUCUGUGUGAGGUUUUCACCUGGGGGAGAGUCUGUACCGUGUGUGGGCACAAUGCUGGCAUGCAUUACUGUGAGAAUCACAUUUGGGAAAGUAAAGUAGAAACUAAGAAGAAAACUUACAGUGCCCUGAAAGAGAAAUAUGAGAGAGCCUGUGAGGGGAAGUCAAGCAAGGAAACUCUGUAUGAAAUGCUAAGCGGAGAAAUCAGGGCUUUAGAGGAAAAGCAAAUGAAACUCAUUGAAAAAGCUGCUACUUGCCUCGGGCGCCUGCGGGAAAUUGCCCUAAAGCCUGAUCCGCUCUCUGCUCCUGAUUAUAUCGAUCUGCUCAUUAAUGCAGAGAAACAUGAGGCAAAGCCCGGAUAUAGGGAGAGAAUUACAUCAUUGGAAAAGGCCAAGCGCAAGGCUGAGAAACUACAGGAAAUUGAAAAAAACAGCACCUAAUUUUUCAAUAAUUAUUUCUCUUUCUGUUAUUUACAGACAUUUAUGUUUGGUUCCAUGUUUUAUGCUAAUCAAAAGCUAAUUAUGAACUGAUUGAUUGUAUAUUAUGCUGAUAUGUAGGUUCAGUAAAUGGGCAAAGGUUCAGUAUAUGGGUAAAGCAAGCACAGAAACCCACAUACAUAAGCCUGUGCUAACAUUAUGCAUCUAUCUGACAAACAUCUCAUUUUUAUAAUUAAACUAUAGCAUUAAGGAGAACUAAAGGUAUAAUUACUGGGGGGUGACAAAAUGUUAGGCACCCCCAUUGAUAAUAAUCGCUUACCUGAUACCCUGUUUCUAAAAACUGCCCCAGCCUGGGUGUUUCUGUAGAAUCUCAUAUCUUCUUCAGCUUCAUCUCCUGUUUGCCCAACUCACCCUACUGCUGAUGUGCCUGACUGGGACCAGAGAAAAAAAGAAAGAAGAAGAAGUGUAGGAAGAUAGAGGUGAAUAAGUUCCUACAGAAACACUCUGAGCUGGUGCAGUUCUAACAAACAGGAGCACCAUCCCAGGGGAUUGGGGUCAGACUGUCUGACUGGGUUUGUUGGAAUCAGACAUUCUGCCGAGUCCAAAAUAGGUCUUUCUGCUGCAAACUAUCAAACUAAAAGCUGUGCUAUGAAAUUUCUGAAAAUUGUCUCCAAGCUUGCAUUUUACCCCAUGAUAUGCCCCACAUUUCUUACCAUACCGAUAUAAACUAUCCUAUAUAUCUAUGGGUAUUGAUAGUUUAGUAUAUCCAUGUGCAAUGUACUUAGAUAUGCCAAACUAUUUGACAUACAGAGGCACCCAGCCAUUUUUAUAAAAAUCUACUUUAUCAGUAUGUGCCAUUGGGUAAUCCUAAAUAGGAAACUGCCAUUUUAGGUACU